AUGGCCAUGGGCUGCAGCGAGCACCCAACGAUUGAGAUCCAACUCACGAGAGGCCUGCAAUACCCAGCGGAGAUGGGCCCAGAUUCGCGGCAUUCGACAUCAACAGACACCCUUCUUUUCCGCCAUGUCUGUACGAAUUUCGACUGGAACGCUGCGGCCUUUCUGGACCUGAUCCGAGAACGCCUCAUGCUGGACCACACAAAUGGCCAAGCUGUAUGGGCAUUUACAACGAUGGCAGAGAUCUGCGAAGCCGCCGCUGAGGGCUGUGGAUCUUGCAGGCUCAUCCAAGCUUGCGUGACGGAUUUCACGAGAGGCGAAGUCGGUCCUGAUGUGGAGAUGAACAUCACUUACGGGGGGCAGAAAACGCUUUCUGUCGAUAUUCUUCUGGAAGAUUCAUGCGGACAGAUCGCUCAGACGCAGCUGGAGCUCUUCACGUUGCCGGGAGAGUCAUGUCCAUGGCCCAACAUUGGAUCCGAAAUCAGUCUCCUCCGUACUCCUGCCGGAUUAUAUGACGUACCAGGAGGUUGUACGGCUAUUGUCUGCGACGACUCGCUUUCGGAGAAUGCCAUGGCCAAGAUUAAACAAUGGAUUGCGGAGUGCGAACGCGAUCAUCCGUACUGUGAUGUCGGUUCCGCUUAUAGUAGCCUGAAUGCUCACAGCAAUGUGUUACCGAGUCGACUAAUUUCUGUCGGCGCUGAGAACGGGGACGUACGUUUGUGCUGCGGCGUUGGCACAUCGACAAAAUAUCUUGCAUUGAGCUACUGCUGGGGCCGGUCGGGAGGCUUGACCUUAACACAGGAGAACCAGGCAGCGUGGACUUCUCGAAUACCGUUCGAAAGGUCAAAUUUCACAACGACUCAAGCGAUAUCCCAUUUUCAAACGAGGAUGGACCUUCCAAGAACGAAUGCUCGGCCCCAGAGUCCUGCAUUUCACGGCAGACGAGAUGGUCUGGGAAUGCCUGGGCCAUACGAGCUGUGA
This is a messenger RNA of Lecanosticta acicola, 978 nucleotides long. The record is from the annotation of a GenBank genome assembly. Lineage: Eukaryota; Fungi; Ascomycota; Dothideomycetes; Mycosphaerellales; Mycosphaerellaceae.